AUGAGCUACCGCGCCGGCGGUCACCUCAGCGUUCUGCCCCGUAACCCGCACGACGAGAUCGUGAGGCUCGCGCUGGAGCUGGGUAUCGAAGAGGAGAGGCUGCACGCGAGGCUCGAGGCCACCAUGGUGGAGGGGGAGGAUCAGUAUCCGGCCGAGCUGGGGUUCAAGCCGACGACGCUGUACGACGCGCUGCAGUGGCACCUGAACAUCACUGUCCGUCCGGCGAGCCUGCCGCGCAUUCUGGGCAUGGUGCGGGACGCCGGCGGCAUGACCGCAGAGGAGCACCAGGAGCUAAUGCAGCAGGACAGCGAGAUGGUCGCCGAGCAGUUCUGGUGGUUGUCAAGCCUCCUACGCGCCUUCCCACGGGCGAAGGGCAAGAUCACGCUCGGCGCCCUCUUCGGCGCGCUGCCCUUGCAGUUCCCGAGGCUGUAUUCCAUCGCGAGCAGCAACGUGGUCAGCCCCAGCGUGGUCGAGCUCUGCGUGGGCCUCGUCUGCGUUGGCAGCAGCCGCGGGCUGGCCUCCGGCUACCUACACUCGCUGCAGGUGGGCAGCCCUGUGUGGGUGUCCGCGCUCGCCUCGUCUUUCGACCUGCCAAAAUCGCUAGAGGCGCCUAUGAUCAUGGUCGGCGCCGGCACGGGCGUCGCGCCCUUCGCCGGCUUUGUCCGGGAGCGCAUUCACCACGCGCAGAAGGGCGCGGCCGGGCAGUGCGGCAAGGCCCAGCUCUUCGCCGGCCAUCGGUGCAGCGCGGAGACCCUUCACGCCAGCCUGUUCAAGGAGGCGCUCGAAGUGUCGGCGCUGACGACAUACGACGUGUCCCUGUCUAGGGAGCCAGACGUGGAGAAGCGCCUAGUCACCGACGGGCUCCGCCAGUCGGCGCAGGAGGUAUGGGAGCUGAUCCAGAGGCCCGAUUGCCACUACUACGUCUGCGGCGACAGGCGCAUGGCCGACGACGCUCACCAGGCGCUGAUCCUCGCCAUCGCCAGGGGGGGCAACAUGAGCCGGGCGAGGGCGGUUGCCUUCAUGGAUGGCAUGCGCGCGUCGGGCAGGUACCACCUCGACGUCUGGGGGGUCAUGAAGCAGGGCGGGAAGCGCCGCUCGCUGCAGAACUGGUCCAAGCCGUACCUGAGUCUCAUGCAGGAUACAAUCGAGGACGAUGAGCUGUGGACCCCACAGCUCGUCGCCCGCGCAUGA
Messenger RNA from Prorocentrum cordatum, 1191 nucleotides. Lineage: Eukaryota; Dinophyceae; Prorocentrales; Prorocentraceae. The record is from the annotation of a GenBank genome assembly.